AAGAGGAGGAAAGAUGGCGGCCCGCUGGAGCAGUGAGAAUGUGGUGGUUGAAUUUCGGGAUGCACAGGCCACAGCCAUGUCAGUGGACUGUCUGGGCUCACAUGCUGUGCUGUCUGGGCGACGUUUCCUCUACAUGGUGAACCUUGAAUCUCCGUCUGAGCCGCCAAGAAAAAUUGGCCGUCAGAGUAAAUGGGACGUGGGGACGGUGCAGUGGAACCCACAUACAGCCGAGGCCCACGUCUUUGCCGCCUCAAGUAACCAGCGUGUGGAUCUGUACUCGUGGAGGGACGGUUGCGGAGAGGUUCACACGUCCCUGCAGGGCCACACCCGGGUCAUCAGUGACCUGGAUUGGUCCUGGUUUGAACCGGAGCUCCUGGUCACCAGCUCGGUGGACACCUACAUCUACAUCUGGGACACCAGAGACACUCGGAAACCCACGGUGGCGUUGUCUGCUGUCGCUGGAGCAUCGCAGGUGAAAUGGAACAGAAAGAACCAGUUUCUUCUCGCUUCCAGUCAUGACGGAGACGUGCGCAUCUGGGAUAAAAGAAAACCAAACACAGCGGUGGAGUACGUAGCAGCUCACCUGUCAAAGAUCCACGGCCUGGACUGGCAUCCGGAUAACGAGUAUAUCCUGGCCACAUCGAGUCAAGACAACUCAGUGAGGUUCUGGGAUUACCGACAGCCUAGGAAGUACCUGAACAUCCUGUCCUGCCAGGUGCCAGUGUGGAAGGCCAGGUACACGCCGUUCUCCAACGGUCUGGUGACAGUGAUGGUUCCUCAGCUGAGGAGGGAGAACAGUCUGUUGCUGUGGAGUACACUUGAUCUCAACAGCCCCGUCCACGCCUUUGUUGGACAUGAUGACGUCGUGCUUGAGUUCCAGUGGAGGCCGCAGAAAGAAGGUUCUAAGGAUUACCAGCUGGUCACAUGGUCCAGAGACCAGACAUUGAGGAUAUGGAGGGUGGAUCCUCAGCUGCAGAGGUUGUGUCAGUGACCGUGGGUAGAAGAUCUGAUGGAGGGGAUGUCUCUGACGGUGGAGUCGGAGAAGGCGCUGUCGUCCCAGGACCCUGGGGGUCAUCACAACGCUGGCCCGGCUGUAGAAAUUCUACAGGAACAGGACAGUGGUCUGAGUGCAGGAGGUCGGCAGGACGCAGCGGCACUGGGCUCAGGCCUCCCUCAAACGCUGCAGCAGGAGUUCUCUCUGGUCAACCUGCAGAUCAGAAACGUGAAUGUGGAACUGGAUGCUGUGAACUGCAGCUGUGUGGUGUCAGCUCACUUUGGCAGUCAUCAGGUCCACUUAGUCAUGAAGUUUCCCGCCCAGUAUCCCAACACGCCCCACCCCUUCCAGUUUGUUUCCCCGACAACCAUCCCCUCUGCUAUGAAGAUCAAGAUCCAGAAGAUUUUGACAGACACGUCUCUGCAGAAGGUAAAGAACCAGAACUGUCUGGAGCCGUGUGUCCGACAGCUCGUGUCCUGCCUUGGAUUAUACAUAACCCAGGAGGACGAUCCCACCUCCAGCCCCUUUGUCCUGUCCAACCCGUCCCGUCCGUCCCUGCAGGCGUUCCCCAGGGUCACCAACACAUACGGCUCCUAUCAGGACGCUAACAUCCCUUUCCCUCGGACGUCAGGGGCUCGUUUCUGUGGCACCGGUUGUCUGGUCUACUUCACUCGGCCAAUCACAAUGCACCGCUCUGUCCCGCCCACUGAGCCCACUCCCAGGUCCCUGUCCGCUCUCUCGGCCUAUCACAGUGGCGUGUUGACUCCUAUGAAGAUGCGUUCAGAGUCGCAGAGCACUCUCAGGUUAUACAGCGGCAGCCCCACCCGCUCUGACAAAGACACUGUGUCCAUCUCCUCCUUCUACUACAAAGAACGGAAGCUUCCAAUCUCUGCCUCCCGCCGCUGGUCUGUCCAAACCCUUCAUGACUGGCCGAAAUCCCGACGGUUUAAACCAAAGCGAGAAGGCUCCGAUUACAGUAACCGUCCCAUCAAACUGGCCGGGAAAGUCAUCAUCCAGGAGAUCUCCUGUCUGCUGCCGGUCCAUAAAACUCUGGGAGAGAGCUACAUUCUGAACAUGAACGACAUCCAGGACACGUGUCAGAAGAAUGCAACAGCAGCACUCACCGCCGGACGCAGAGAUGUUGCCAAGGUUUGGGCUCUGGCAUCUGCAGCCACCAGUCAAGAUUUGAGUCCAGAUUCAGACCCAGAUGUAGAAACCCCCUGGGCCAGACACCCGUUUGGACGCCACUUGCUGGAGACUCUUCUAGACCACUACAGUCAGAUGAGUGACGUGCAGACUCUGGCCAUGCUGUGUAGUGUGUUCAAAGCUCAAGCUCCGCCUCCAGACUGUUAUGCCCUGUACGGACACCAUCCGUCACGUUCCUCCAUGUUCCCCCCACACCACUUACGCUAUCCCAGCUACACAUCCAGCUCUGUCACCUCAGGUUCCUGCUCAAGCACUUCUGACUCCGUCACCACGACUACCUGGAACCAAGGCAGAGAUUCUGAACAUCCUAAUCCCUGGGGUGAAUCGUCUCCUGAUGACUAUCGCUACGGCAACCAGGGUUAUACAGAUCCACGGGAACGGGAACGAGAGCAGCAUGACAUGAACAAGAGACUACUGGACCCAGCGAACACACUGCAGUUUGAUGAUUUUAAGAAGUGUUACGGGGAAAUCCUGUACCGCUGGGGUCUGAGAGAGAAAAGAGCUGACGUGCUAAAGUUUGCCUCCUGCCCCCCUGAACCUCACAAAGGCAUCGAGUUCGGCGUGUACUGCUGUCACUGCCGCAGUCAGACCCGUGGGACGCAGUGUGCCGUCUGUAAGCGUCUGACCUUCCAGUGCGCCAUCUGCCAUGUGGCCGUACGCGGCUCCUCCAACUUCUGCCUGAGCUGCGGUCAUGGAGGACACACUAGUCACAUGAUGGACUGGUUCAGACGGCAGGACGAGUGUCCGGCCGGCUGUGGCUGCCACUGUCUGCUACAGAGCACCUUCUGAUCUGCAAAUACCUCAGCCAAACCAGCACCUACAUCUGCUGAUGGUGGGACUGGUCUGAGAUCAGUCAGUCUGACCCGCAGAGAUAUCGCAUCAGCUGCAGACCUGAUGUCAGUGACAGUUAUGUGACUUUUAACCCAUAAAGACCCAAACAGCCACUGGAAACCAAAACCAUCCACUGAUCUAAACUGUUUAAUACCUGUUGAUCCACUAAUUCUAUCAAUCCAUGUCAAUAACUGGUGUAAAAU
Molecule: messenger RNA, 3234 nt
Organism: Sphaeramia orbicularis (orbiculate cardinalfish)
Lineage: Eukaryota; Metazoa; Chordata; Actinopteri; Kurtiformes; Apogonidae
Product: GATOR complex protein WDR59-like
Biological process (GO): positive regulation of TORC1 signaling; cellular response to amino acid starvation
Cellular component (GO): Seh1-associated complex; vacuolar membrane
Molecular function (GO): signaling adaptor activity; protein binding
Source: RefSeq, a predicted model, not a curated record